UAUUUAUUUAUUUAUGUAUUUUUUUAAGGUAGAGAUAUGUGUAACCUAAUAUCUCGCAAGUUAAAAAAUCCGUCUGAAUUAAAUUGAUUUGCUCCAUGGGAUACGAUAGAUGAAGGGAGAGUGAGGGUGUGGUAGGCAUGAGCAUUGAGCAAAGAGAAGAUUAGCAUUGUGUGUAAGAUGGGAAGUAGAGAGGAUCCGAAUCCCAUAAGCAACGAGUCGUCAGCAACAGCAACAGCAACAGCAACAGCAACAGAACCCUUUCUAUCAUCUUCUACGGCAGUGGAAGAAGAAUCGGAGUCAAACCAGCAAUACCUUCACAUCACUUACAAUUCAGGCCCUCGCUCCUUCAAGGACCUUCCUUUCCUCAUCCUCUUCCUCCUCUUCCUCCUCUCCACCUUCGCCUUCGGCAUCUUCGCAAUCGUCCACCGCAACACCGCCUCCUCCUGCGUAAACCCUUCCUCCACUCCCCUCUCCCUCUCCCUCUCCCUCUCCCUCCGCUCCUUCCCUCACUGGGCCAAGGCCCUCACAUGGACGCUCCUCAUCACUUUCCUCCUCAGCCUCCCCCUUUGCUGGGCGCUGCUCCUCUCUCUCAACCAUUACACCAAACACAUUGUCUACGCUUCGCUCCCCUUCUUCAUUCUCAUCCCCAUCUUCCUCAACGUCUACUGGUUCGUCGCCUGCACCCUCCGCUCCUCCUGCACCCACGCCUUCCCCCUCGCCUACCGGAUUCUCCUCAUGCUCUUCGUCUUCUUGCUUAUUGGGAUCAUCGUCUGGAUCUUGGUCGUCAAUUGGCACCGCCUCGAGCUCACUGUCAGCAUAAUUGGGGUCGCUUCUAACGCGCUUUCCAGGAAUUUUACCCUCUUCGGGGUGCUUCCUUCUAUGACCAUUGGCCUGCUGCUGUAUUAUGUGCCAAUCAUCCUUUUCAUGGUCUUUGCCAAGUUUAAUGGGAAGCUUGUGGUGAAGGAAUUGGAGGGUCAAUAUGAUUGUGUUUGGAAGGAGGAUUCCUGGGUCCCUGCUUAUUUUGCGUUGGCUAUUCUCACCAUGUUGUGGUCUGCGGCUGCUAUGGUUGAAGCUCAGGUUUAUGUCAUUAGUGGGACUAUUGCUAAUUGGUACUUCUCCAAGGAUUAUCAAGCUCCUAAGCGGAGUAUUCGAACUUCUCUUAGAAAUGCUUUUGGUCCUUCUUCUGGCACGAUAUGUUUGUCGGGAUUACUUAUCUGUGUUGUUCGAAUGGUGCGUUCUGCGGUUGAUAGUGCAAGACAAGAGGAUACUCCUGGGAUAGUGAACCUUGUGUUACGGUGCUGCGUAAAUGCCUUACUGACAGCAGUUGAUUUUCUCAACAAGUUUACUAUAAACUUUGCUGCAAUAACUGGUGAAGCUUACUGCUCUUCUGCAAGGAUGACAUAUGAACUUCUAAGACGUAAUCUUCUCUCUGCUGUUUUCGUGGAGACCAUCUCAUCUCGCCUCCUGGCUGGAAUUGUCUUUGUCCUCUCUGCAAUAUACACAAUUGUGGUCUGUGCUAUCUUAAAAGCUGGUACCAAUCUGGGGGCUGAUUCAUAUUUUGUGGCUGCAAUGGCAUGGGUGCUACUGAUAGUAGUGCUGGGUUACUUCGUGCAUGUGCUAGACAAUGUGAUCGACACAAUUUAUGUCUGCUAUGCGAUAGACCGGGAUAGAGGAGAGGUUUGUAAACAUGACGUCCAUGAGGUUUACGUUCACCUACCCAUAAGUAGAAGUCUCAGACAGUCUGUUCCUACAAGAACUCUAGGUGUGUAAAUAAUUCUUCUGAUACAAAUGUUUUUGAAUCCUGGGAUUGGUAUUUUAUGGACAGUUUGGAGUUAGAAUUCUCUGUGACUGACUUGUGAGCCUAUUGUGCAUACUCCUGAAUGUUUCUUAUAUAAAUUUUUGUUUUCUAAUUUUUUCUAAGAGUAAUUUUUAGUUAAUCUGAAAGUUGACUUCAGUUUUGUCGUGUAACCUUAAUCAUGUAUAUUUUGUUUGGGAGAAAGAGGACAAGUUUACACUGUUAAUCAGAAAGAUUUGUUGGAGAACUUAGCAAAUACUAUAUUACUUCUGUAAUGCUUUCAUUCUCAUUUGUUUGGUGCAUUAAUUUGCCCUUGAUCUAAUAAUAUUGCUGUAGUCA
This is a messenger RNA of Cajanus cajan (pigeon pea), 2134 nucleotides long. Its product is annotated as Plasma-membrane choline transporter family protein. The record is from RefSeq and is a predicted model, not a curated record. NCBI's taxonomy places the organism in Eukaryota, Viridiplantae, Streptophyta, Magnoliopsida, Fabales, Fabaceae. Gene Ontology annotation, molecular function: transmembrane transporter activity. Gene Ontology annotation, cellular component: membrane. Gene Ontology annotation, biological process: transmembrane transport.